AUGGACAAUGUAAGAAGUGUAAAAGAUGGUGUAUCGCAUAGGAAGAGUGGUCGAAGUCUAACUAAAAGAUUUGAUUUUCCUCUUCUAGCAAGAUCAAGUGCAGAAUUGAAAAAGAAAGUACUAAAGCAAGUUAAGAAGAAAAAAAUUGACAAGUUGCAUGAGAUGCUGCAGGGAAACAAUAGUGAAAGGGUCCAGGAAGUUGUAGAAGUUAUGGAUGAAACGCCAAAAAAAGGAACUCAACAAGAAAGAGAUCAAAAGAUUGAUCGCAAUUUUGACAAAGAGACUGUUAUAAAGAAAAUGGAGAGAGACAAACUAUCGCAACCAAAAGUAAUGAAAGAUCAUGCACAUGGUGACAAAGAAGUUGUACAAGAAACACCAAAGAAAAGAACUCAUGAAAAAGAUACAAUAAAUAGAGAAAAAGUUCAAAAGGUUGAUGGCAAAUUGGACAACCACAUUGUUAUAAAGAAAACAGAGAGACCUAAGCUUUUGCAACCACAAGCUAAGGAAGUUUUUACACAUGGAAACAAAGAAGUUUCACAAGGUAAUUAA
Lathyrus sativus (Indian pea) is the source of this 549-nucleotide messenger RNA. The record is from the annotation of a GenBank genome assembly. NCBI's taxonomy places the organism in Eukaryota, Viridiplantae, Streptophyta, Magnoliopsida, Fabales, Fabaceae.